AUGGCAAUAAAAUGUACACUACUACUUUUUAUGUUCAUCUUAAUAUUAUUCAUUACUACUAAUUCACAAUCUCAAGAAGGCCAAAGCGGCGGCGGCGUUCCGCCGGCAGAUUUGCUAUGCAUUAGCGACUGCGAGACGUGCCCCGUCAUUUGCUCUCCUCCACCAUCGCCGCCGUCACCAGCUACUCCAAAAUCUUCCCCCCCACCGCUGCCGCCACCAGUACACCACCAGUCGCCGCCGCAACCAUACUACAUUGAUCUUCCCUCACCGUUGGCGCCGUCUUCAUCGCCACCAGAAGCCAAAUCUCCACCUCCUCCACCGUCGUAUAUUUCGUGGGGCGGCGGCGCCGGUGCUCCUCCACCACCUCCAUCGGUUUAUGUGUAUAAUCCGGGCACGACGGUGCCACCGGUGAUGGGGCAGCAGAAUUACUCUUACCCUUACUAUUAUUUCUAUACUUCGGAAGCUUCUUGUUAUGUUCGGCCACUUCGUUGGGGCUUUAUUCUUUUGUUUUUGUUCAUUUUGCACCCAACUUUUGUAUGA
Erythranthe guttata (spotted monkey flower) is the source of this 540-nucleotide messenger RNA. NCBI's taxonomy places the organism in Eukaryota, Viridiplantae, Streptophyta, Magnoliopsida, Lamiales, Phrymaceae. The record is from RefSeq and is a predicted model, not a curated record.